UUAUUAUCCAUAGCGAUAGAAAUGGUUAUACGAAAUAUUACAUCGACGCAAACGUAAUAGACUAUAAGGAGAGGACGUUUUCAUAAAUUCCUGUACAUUAAUAUCAGGGUUAGGAAGUGUUGUCGAGGUGACAAUGUCUGGAUUAAGUACAGCAGCUUUGGGAUUAGUUUAUUCCAUCUUUGGAAUAUUGGGCGUGGUGCUGAACGGGUUGGCCCUGGCAACAUUCACAUACUUUCAACCUCAACCAGGCACAAAGAACAUUCCCCAUGUUAACCUUUUACUUGCUAGUUUCGGCGUCUCACUGUCGUGUGUAUUACCUGGAUUGGCAUCUUUUUCCGGAAGCUGGGGAUUCAACGAUAUCGUAUGCCAGAUUCAAGGUUUCUAUGGGAUGCUGACAGGCAUGAUGGUCAUAUAUGCAGUUGCAAUGCUUGCUGGAGAGAGAUACGUUGUCUUUAAGGGAAUGUGUCCCAGUGGCGUGGCGUACUACCUGUUCACAUCGCUAUGUUGGUUCGCUGCCGGGUUCUGGUCAUGCCUUCCCCUCAUGGGAUGCAGCAGAUAUACACUGCAAAGUUCCGCCAAUGAUUGCAUAUUAGACUGGAAAGAGCAGAGUAGCAUUCACUGGUCAUACAUAUUGGCGAUCAGUUGUUUCGGAUUUGCUGUUCCCCUUGCAGCAACGUUUGGUGCACUGAGUAAAUGCCAUGCCGCAGAGGACAGUAAGGAUGAGGGUUGGUUUACUGAAAGUCAACUCAUAAAGAUAAGCAAGUGGCAAUGUUUUUUCUGCUUGGUCCAGUGGUUGCCUUUCGCCGUGCUGGUGUUCAUUCCGUUGGCUAUUCCUACGAGUGUCGUAGAGGCAUCUGGAUUGUCCCAACUGUCGAUCUUCUUCGCCAAGGGACUAUCUCCCGGUUACCCCGUACUGUAUGUGGCUUCAAGUGGACGGUUCCGUACAGCGGCUGCAUCUCUGGUCGGACUGGCGUCAUCUAAUCACGUCAAAGACGAUUGAUCGAGUACCAAUAUGUAUCCAUUUCCAUGGUAACUAUUGUUGCUUCGAGAGAGAUAUAUCAUGGGAAUGCUUAUUAGACGUACCUAUAUAGCCAACAUUGUCCGCCAAAUAGGCUAAAUUGGCUACAACGAUUAGCACUUAUUUUUUGAUAUUGUAGCGGGAUUUUAGCUACCGUGCAAGUUAUAUCUCAAAAUACAUUCCUUAUGCCAGAAUGGCUAAAAUUUAAUAUGAUAAACGAAUUUGAAUUUUUGAUUUUAAUUCUUUGAUUAUAGUCAUGGAAUGAACCUAAUAUCAGAUCAUUUCUCGUGAUA
Messenger RNA from Owenia fusiformis, 1311 nucleotides. The record is from the annotation of a GenBank genome assembly. Lineage: Eukaryota; Metazoa; Annelida; Polychaeta; Sabellida; Oweniidae.